This is a messenger RNA of Dromiciops gliroides (monito del monte), 3120 nucleotides long. It is a transcript of the gene TM6SF2, whose product is annotated as transmembrane 6 superfamily member 2. The record is from RefSeq and is a predicted model, not a curated record. Gene Ontology annotation, cellular component: endoplasmic reticulum membrane; endoplasmic reticulum-Golgi intermediate compartment membrane. Gene Ontology annotation, biological process: lipid homeostasis; regulation of lipid metabolic process. NCBI's taxonomy places the organism in Eukaryota, Metazoa, Chordata, Mammalia, Microbiotheria, Microbiotheriidae.
GCUGGGAACCGGACCUGGCCUCGAUUAGUCAUGGACUCCCCUUCCUUGAUCCCCCUAAAAAGUGUGUGUGGUGGGGGAGGCCAGGACUGCCCCUGCGAGGAGGGGGGGUGUGGCUCUGAGAGAGUAGAGGUCACAGUCCCUUUAAAGGCCGGCGGAGAUGUCGAAACCUCGGGUCGAGGGAGGGCUCGAGGACCUCUGGAGAGACGAGCUUCAGUGACCUUUGCAUGGGGUUGGGCCACCCGACGGUUGGCGUCAGGGGUUCGGGCCAGGAGCUUUAGGCUUCCAAGCUGACAGCCCGGGGAGGAGACAAUUACCUAGCGGACCCACCUGAACCUGGGCAGGGAGUCUGGCUGAUAGGACAGGCGAGCGCCUGGAGAAGGAGGACCUGCCCCAUGCCAGGUGGCAUCUACCUUCUGCCCCACCACCGCCGCCACCUAUCUCAUCCGCAGCCAUGGAGUUACCCGCACUCUCCGGAAAGGUCGUCGCCUUCUCCCUUACCGCCUUCCCUGUCUGCUACACUUUGAACCACCUCUCUGAGCUCUCCCACCCCUUGGGUGUAGCUAUCCUGAGUGCAAUGAUCCUGGCUCCACUGUUUGUGGCCACCUCCAGCCUGGCCAAGAGAGAGAUCUCCCAUGACCCACUUUUUGCUGUGUUUGCUAUCUUUUCCUUCACCUCCCUCAUUGAUCUGUUCAUUGCCCUUGAGGAGGAUGGCUAUAUGAUGGGCUUCAUGGAAUUCUAUACUCGGGGGAGGGAGCCAUACCUACGCACAGCCCAUGGGAUUUUUAGCUGCUACUGGGAUGGCACUGUCCAUUAUCUGCUCUACCUCAUCAUGACAGGGGCCAUUGCUAAGAGGAAGAGCUAUAGGAGCCUGGCGCUAUACUGGCUGGGAUCACAGGUCAUGAGCAUCCUGGUCUUUGUCCCAGGAAACAUCCUUGGCAAGUACAGCUCUGAGCUCCGGCUGUCCUUCUUACUUAACAUCCCUUACAUGUUAAUCCCUUGCUGGGCUGGCCUAUACCUCUUCAGCCAGGACAGGGACCCAGCAGGCUACACAGCUAACAUGAUCUCUGAAGAACACAAGAAGGGGUUGCUCCAGAGGCCCUGGGACCUGGCUCUCUUUAUCUAUCUGCUCCUGGCAGGAUCAUUCACCAUUUCCGUGGUGAUCCUUGACUGUCCCGCUGAUUCCUGCUUCACCUAUGUGUAUCAGUAUGAGCCAUACCUGCGGGACCCUGUGGCCUAUCCCAAGAUCCAGAUGUUGGUGUUCCUGUUCUAUGCCCUGCCUUUUUUCAUCCUGGCUGCUUAUGGCCUCCUGUGGCCUGGCUGUGUGUGGCUCCCAGACUGGGCCCUGGUGUUUGCAGGGGCCAUGGGCUCAGUUUACUCUCACAUUGGUGCCAUCAAUGCAUCCUCACACCCCUACACCUACCGAACCCCUGAAGAUGUCUGGUAUUUCCUUUAUCUCAACCUUCUCUAUGCCGUGGGGAUGCACCUCCUGGCCUACCGCUGCCUUCGAUGGCCAGCCUUCUUCCUCUCUCCCCCAGCCCUCAGGCAGCAGGAAGAAAACAAGAAAGAUCGCUGAGAGGGUACCAUCUGACCAAGGGCCACUGGGACGCUCCACCCACCUCCCUGAGGGCCACCCUCAAUUCCCCAGCUCUAGUUAUUGAAUCAUUGAAUCUCGAGUUUGAAAUGACCUCAAAGUCUACUCUCCCAACCCUACCUGAUGAAGAAUCCUCUCUCUAAGACUCCCAACAAGUGGCCAUCCCAUCUCUGCUUGGAGUCCUUCAGUGAGGGGAAAUGGCCUACCCUACCUCAAAGCAGCUUGAUUCAUUUCUGGACAGCUCCAAGUGUUAGGAAGAUUCUGAGAAUCUUCCUUUGAACUGUUGGGAGUAUUGAGCCACCAAUUUGCCUCUUUGUAUAGUCUACCCAUGGCUUUUGUUCCACCCUCUGGGGCCAAGCAGAAUAAGGAGUCUGCCCUGACCCACCUGUGACAGCCCUUACUUAGUGAUCACGUCACUGUGAAGUUUUCUUUUCUCUGGUUCCUUCAGCUGAUUUUUAUCUGGCAUGGUCUCCAGUUCUGAUCACCCUCUCCUGAUCAUGAUCCAUCAUGAUCUUGUCAUCCCAGAACUGGACAGAGGCCUCCAGGGGUGGUCUACUCAGACCACGGAUGUCAGAGAACAUUGAAUCAGUCACUGAUUUCCCUUCUCCAUUUUCUCUGUGGAAUAUCCUCUGAGACAGGAAUGUGUGAAGGAGUGACUUUGAAGAACUGGCUUCUGCACUCUGGAGAUUCUGGGGCUAAGAGACACCCCCUCCUCCAAGGCCUAGACUCUCCCCUCUCAAGCCUCCUGCAGGAGGUUGGGGCUCCGGAUUCCAAAAGCGACCACAGACUCUUGGAAACAGAUACCUGAGGCCCCAUGAUAACAAAGUUAAUUAUUAUAGCAUUUGGGCUUUCUAGACCCCUCCUAGGUGAGAAAAUACUUAGAAGGGGUGGGAGGUGGGAGGAAAACCCUACAGAUGGAGCUGAACUAAGGUCUGGGUGCGUGGCAGGGAGGUGGGGGUAGAAGAGGAAGAAUGAACCUGUCAGGACCUUUACAGGAAAGUGGUGACCAUCAUGGCCACAGGUGAUUGUGGUUUGGAUCUUAAAAACUGAAAGGACUUCAAUAUUAUCUAUGUCCAAACAUCUCAUUUAACAAAUGGGAAAUAGAGGCCUAUGGAGGGGGAAAGACUUGUCAAGGUGUCACAAUGAGAAACUGGCAGAUUUUCAAACACCAGAGCUUUCUCUUUACUGGAGAGAGACUAGGGGACCAUAAAAAUCUUUCCUGGAAGAGGAACCCAGUAUCUGGCUAGGGGGAAAGAAGACAAUGAUAAAGAGAAGGACACAUGAGUAACGGUGAAGAGUGGGUGGGCUCAGCAUGACCCACACUCAUCUGCAGGCUGGCAGGGCACCUCCGGGCCAAAAGUGGCCGGAUGCCAGGUGGGGUGGGUGGAGGUUUCCAGAGCAGAAGAACCAGAGAAAGAGUUUCUAAGGUGGGAAUCCUUUCCCUGUGCCUGGGGGUUUGCAUUAUCUGUAAAGACAUCAUGCCUUUGUCAUCCUUGUUUUCUGGAGUAAAUUGGCUUUUGUUGACCAAA